AUGAAGAGUGAGUCGCACAUUCACAAGGGAGUUUUCCCAGGAGUGGUAUGCAACGUUUCCAAGGCCGAAGACCGCGCCGCUCUACUCAACGCUGCAAUCACUUUCGGAGAUGGCAUGAUCGACGUUUUGGGAGUCUUAGAUAUGUAUAACUCUUUGCUUCGCAAUCUACAAUUUUACGUCAUUCACAACUGCAGUAUUUUCGGGUUUUCCCUGAUGCCGCCUCUUGCUGUUUACGGUGUCACCAAAACUGCUCUCACUGGACUGAUGAAAGCUCUAGCGCAAGAACUAGGUCCUGACGGUAUUCGAGUCAACGCUCUCGCUCCUGGAGUUGUCAGAACAAAAUUCAGCGAGCUCCUAUGGAAGAACGAAAACGCCAAAAAUCUAUGGACAAAUCAGUCUAUGUUACAGCGCAUCGCAGAACCGGAGGAGAUGGCCGGCCCUGCGGCAUUCCUGUGCUCAUCAGACGCCUCCUACGUCACUGGAGAGACUCUUCUCGCGUCUGGUGGGGUCAGUUCCCGGUUGUGA
This is a messenger RNA of Perkinsus marinus ATCC 50983, 525 nucleotides long. Its product is annotated as short-chain dehydrogenase, putative. The transcript is spliced from 6 exons. Lineage: Eukaryota; Perkinsozoa; Perkinsida; Perkinsidae. Gene Ontology annotation, molecular function: oxidoreductase activity. The record is from RefSeq and is a predicted model, not a curated record. Bases 1 to 525 code for a protein of 174 amino acids.